Molecule: messenger RNA, 2988 nt
Organism: Aureobasidium namibiae CBS 147.97
Lineage: Eukaryota; Fungi; Ascomycota; Dothideomycetes; Dothideales; Saccotheciaceae
Product: snare-dependent exocytosis protein-like protein
Exons: 4
Coding region: 1-2988 (995 amino acids)
Biological process (GO): regulation of exocytosis; regulation of protein secretion; establishment of cell polarity
Cellular component (GO): plasma membrane; cytoplasm
Molecular function (GO): GTPase activator activity; syntaxin binding; myosin II binding
Source: RefSeq, a predicted model, not a curated record
AUGGCCGGCUUCAUUCGGAGCAAGCAGGCGGGCAUACAGAACGACCUCUCUGCCGGACUAACGCCCGAGCAUGUCGCUAUCGAUGACAUCGACCGCUAUGGUAUCAACAGUCAGAUAGGAUCCAUCGCUUACGAUCCUGUGCAAUCACUGCUGGCAGUGGGCACAAAGGACAGCAAAUUUGGACCUGGGCAAAUCUACAUCUUCGGCAGAGGCAGAGUCGCUGUCACACUUGACCUACCCCAGCGAGCAUCAGCCAAACAGAUACAAUUCUGCGCCGACAAGCUGGUCUGUCUCGACUCGAAAAACGACCUGUCGUUCUAUUCGCUCGAGGCCAAGAAACUUAUCGGUUCACAUUCACCGCCGGGUGUCGCAACAUGUAUCGCGACAGAUCCCGCCUUGGACUAUGCUUUGAUUGGCAUGCAAUCUGGAGACGUUCUUGCUUAUGAUAUGGACAGAGAGGGCGCAGCUCCUUUCCGGAUCCCAAAUUUAUGGGCUGAGCGUGACUCAAGAGUACGAGUGUCACCAGUCGUCAGCAUACAGUUCCACCCUAGAGAUAUUGGGAAGCUGUUGAUCGGCUACGUCCACGGCGCUGUCACCUUUUCCUUCAAGCUGAACCAAGCUCAAAAGUUCUUCCAAUACGAGAUUCCUGCUGGAGCACAAGGCGGCCAUGCAGAUCCUGCAUCCUCAAGAACACCUCGCUGGCCAAAGCUCACCCAAGCAAUUUGGCAUCCUACUGGCACAUUCAUUCUGACUGGACACGAAGACAGCUCGAUGGUAUUCUGGGAUCCCAAGGACGGCAGAAUCAUCCUGGCCCGAACGACUAGUGAGACACAUAUCAACAUCCCUGGCAAGGGUGCCACGACUUUGGGGCCCACAGUAUCAGUGAGAGAGCCUAUAUUCAAGGUUGCCUGGUGUGCGAACAAGGAUCCCGACGACACAGCUCUUCUCAUUGCCGGUGGGGCAGAUUCGACUAUGCCAACAAAAGGCAUGACAUUUUUCGAGAUGGGACGAACACCAAACUAUGCUACCUCAAGUUGGGAUGUUCUUGCUGAGCAUUUGGAGAAUCCACGCCGUCAGAGAGUGCUUCCAACCCCACCCAAUGCCGAAGUAGUUGAUUUUUGUCUCAUUCCCCGCGAGUCGCCUCACUUUGCUGGUGCUCAAGACCCCAUCGCCAUCCUAGCGCUGUUGUCGUCUGGAGAGGUCGUUACGCUAAGCUUCCCGAGCGGCAUUCCAAUCACACCUACCAACCAGUUGCACGUAUCCCUAACCUUUGUCCAUCCUUUCAUCAAACGAGCCAACGUCACUACGGUCGACAGAGUCAGAUGGCUUGGUAUGACUGAGACUCGCAACCAGGGCCCUCAAAUCUUGAAGGGUGGUGUAGAGCAGACACAUCCUCUCAAGAGAUACGAGAACCGAAACAUCAUUCAGACUAUGCAUGCAGAUGGUACGGUCAGACUGUGGGAUGCAGGUCACGGUGAUGAGCUGGAGAACGACAAAGUUCUGGAAGCAGGUGUUGGUCGAGCUGUGGGACGCAUCGAAGGUGUCGACAUUACCAAUACGUCUCUGGCGAGCGCCAGCGGUGAAUUUGCUGCUGGUACGAGGAGCGGAGAAGUCGCAGUCUUCCGCUGGGGCCACAACAGAAACUUUGGCCGCGAUGUGCCUCCAUCUGCUGGGGGCAAUCGUCCUAAUUCUCUCACCAAUAUUGUGGACAGAGCCGACCCGAGUCUGAAGGAGGGACUGUGCCCGUUCACAUUGCUAGACAUGCAAAGUGGCCCAAUUACUGCGGUCAAAGUCAGCGAAGUCGGCUUCGUCGCGGCUGCCUCUGAGGGAGGCAAACUUGCUGUUAUCGACAUGCGUGGUCCUGCUAUCAUUCACCUCGGCACGACUGCUGAGUUUGGCAAAGGUGACAAGCUCGGCACACUACGCCGAAAGAGCAGUCAUUCAGGAGACAAGCCAGAAUGGGUCACAAAAUUGGAGUUUAGCGUAAUGACUCUGGAAGACGAGAAUUACUCUAGUGUAAAUCUUCACGCUGGAACCAAUCUAGGCCGACUAGCAACCUUCAAGCUCAUUCCCGAUAGCAGCGGACGCUACUGCGUUGACUUCAAGGGCGUGACUUCCUUUGAUGGCCGUAUCAUCCACAUGUCACCCGUCAACACCCACACAGGCAGACCAGCAUCCGCAACUCCCGACGCUGUCGCUAAUCUCCGCAACGGCGUAAAAACCGAUGGUGUCCUCGUGGCCGUGACCACGUCCGAAGCCCGCAUCUUCCGUCCGGCCACCGCGAAAGGCGCUCACAAGACGUUCGACAGCCACUCCUGCGAGACAGCCGCUGUGGUGAGAUUCCAAGACCAAGGAUACGUGCUUUGUGGAUUGUUCGGCGACGGCACUGUGCGUGCAUAUACAUUGCCAGCGUUGAAAGAACUCAAUUCGAUCAAGAUCUCGCAUAUCCUGGAUACCAGACGUUUUGCAGAUUCCAUCAUCAUUCCCAAUGGAGAUAUCUUUGGCUGGACUGGUCCUUCUGAGAUGGCUCUCAUCAAUAUGUGGGGUACAGGUCAACUACUGUCCAGGUCACUGGACAAACUCUUCAACCCGCAAGCCCUCAUCCCACCCAGACCCACAAUUUCAAACUUCCAAUGGGUGGCAGGAACACAAUACGUGACACCCUCAGACAUGGACAUCUUGAUCGGCGGACCCGACCGACCCCCCUCAAAGCGCAUGCUCGCCCAAUCCCGCGCAGACGAAGCCUCCCGCCUCGCUGCCUCCCGCACACCCGCCUCUGCAUCUUCAUCCUCUGCAUCAAACGAAGGAUGGGGAGCCUACAUGCAACGACAACUGCAAGAACGAACAGAGAAACUGAAUAUCAUGGGUGAUUCAAUGGAAAGUUUAGAAAACAACAGUCAAGGGUGGGCGGACGAUGUCAGUAAGUUUGUGGGUAGGCAAAAGAGAGGCGCGGUUACUGGGUUGAUUAAACAUAAGUUUGGGUUCUAA